Messenger RNA from Penicillium riverlandense, 762 nucleotides. RefSeq lists its product as uncharacterized. The record is from RefSeq and is a predicted model, not a curated record. The coding region runs from base 1 to 762 and encodes 253 amino acids. NCBI's taxonomy places the organism in Eukaryota, Fungi, Ascomycota, Eurotiomycetes, Eurotiales, Aspergillaceae. The transcript has 2 exons.
AUGGAGGCCCGCGCUCUCGACCCCUUCAAAAGGCCAUUCCUUCCUUUGACCUUAGUUAAUUACCUUCCUUCCAGUGUGCUCUUUGCCUUUCAGGCCAUGGAUUCUAUGCUUCAGAUACCGUCCCAUUCGCAGAUAGUCUAUCUCGAAGACAAGUCCGUCGUCGUUCGUUCGGUCCAGACGCUACAUAAGGAACGCCCAACAGUAUGCCGCUUGGAACUUGACCAACCUAGGCUUGGUCUUCCUGAAAAAGUCAUUGUGAAGCAGAAAAAGGAAGAUGGGGACGAUGAGUUCCGGAAUGAGACUCUUGCCUACGAGAGAUUAAAAGCGCUUCAAGGGACCUUGAUUCCAACUCUUUUGGGUCAAGGUUCUUUCAAUGGGCGUCCGGCGCUUAUUCUUUCGGUAGUCGAUGGGGUUUCCCUGCGUAAACUCGCCGAGACCGAUGUCGACGAGCAAACGGCGGAAAGUCAACUUGAAAAGGCUCUCAAGAUUCUACAUGAGAAUGGAGUCGAGUAUGGAGAUCCGAAUCUGGGCAAUUUCUUGUUCUGCAAAAACGGAGAAGUGGUGAUUGUUGAUCUCGAGGAAGUCUCGUUCCCUGAUAAACUUCGGCCUUGGGAAGGCAGUGUCAACCGGCGCAAUGCGGACUAUCUUAUGUGGAGGUUUAGGUAUAUUAGAGACCCAGAUCGUCCUCGAACACCUCCUGUAAUGACAGUGACGACAAGAGGACCUUUGAACGGGCUGGGCCAAGCGGUCCGUGGUAGUUGA